AUGGACUUUAAGCGAUAUAUAGAUGAAUCAUUAGAAAAGAUGUACAAACAAAUUUAAUAAUAUAUAUUUCAAAUUUAAAAAGAAAAAUAAGAAUUACAAGAAUAUUCAUUCCAAUCCACUUAUUUAGAGGACCUCAAACAGUUAUCUAAUUUAUAUUCUUAAGACCAGCAACAAUCAACUAAAUUAAUUGAUGAUGAUAAUUUCAUUGAUGUAAUAGUAAAACAAUUUGAAUUGCUUUUUAACAAUGCUGAAUAUUUUUAGACCUUAGACACUUUCAAAAAUACAAAAUAAACAAUUCAAGAUUUGAUUUAAACCAAUUUUGUUGAAUUACCACCAUAAAGUUUAAAAAAAAGUGAAUCUGUAAUUUUGAAUUAUUACUCAAUAGAAAACACCAAGCUUGAAUAGAGUUUGCCCAAAUCACAAAAAGGAAAUUAUAAUGAUUGACAUGGAUUCUUAAAAUAAGUAGAUUGAAGAUAGAUUAGUCUGUGUUGAUUGUAUAUAUGAGAAUCCAUCAAUUAAAUAUUAAACAGUCGAAAAUUUGAAUAAAUAAUUGAUGGAUUAUAAGUCUGAAUCUGAGAAAAUGUUAUAAGAGUUUAGAUAAGAAAAAAAGGCGAAAAACUCUGAUAUAUUCAAUUAAAUUGGCUUAAUGAGAAAAAAUUAUAAUUCAAAACUGAAUGAAAUUAGUGAGAAACUAAUAUUAUAAUAAUUUGGAUAACAUUAUAAGGGCAUAGAAUAAAAUCCAAGAAAACAGAGUUCUAUAUAAGGUUUAGACGAAGAAUUAUUAAAUGACUUGAAAUCAUUAAUUGGAAGAGAAAAACCUUCAUAAAAUUUAUUAUUAGCAACCCAAAAAAACCAAGAUUCAAUUUUUAAAAAAGAAAUUGAAAAUCAAUUAGAGCCAUUGAAAUAGUAUGAUUAAUAAGAUAUUUAAUAAUCGUUAGAUAUCCUCAAAGAUGUUUCAAGUAAUACAAUAUUAUUAUUUUCUUAUUUUAGUUGAAAAAAAUCUGAUUUUGCAAUUAUCAGAUAUUAUUUCAUAAAUUUCAAAAUUUGAGUAAAAAAAGGAUGAUACUUAUGAAAUUAUAAAGGAUACCUAAGAAUUGAUUGAAUAAGCCAAAAAAUAUUAAUGCUAAAUAAAUUUAUUUGAAUAGACUAUAACUCUAUAUUAAUAACAUGCAAGUAAUCUUAAUUAGGUUUAGUAAAAAUCUUAAACCAGACUAAAAAUUAAGUUAACUCGUCUGAAUAAUUACAGGCUUAAUAUUAAAAUCUCUCUAAAUCUUUGAAUGAUUACAUAAUAAAUAUGGAUAAUAAAAGUAAAUAAAUGAAGAAAUUUUGCUGCAUUUAAAAAUUAGAAAAUGACUUAGUCAAAUAUGUAGAAAUGAAUCAAAAUUUGGAAAAUGAAAGUAAAUUUAAUAAAUAAUAAAUAGAAAUAAAUCUGCUUUAAUAAAUGACAAAGUCAUUGGAUUAGAAGCAAUAGGAACAUAAGGAAGAAUUAGCAAAAUAGCACCUAGAAAGUAUUUCUAGUUUAAUUACAUAGAAUAAAGAGAAAUCAAUGAGAUCGAUGAAAAAUUAAAAUUAAAUGAAAAAGAAAACUCACAUUACAAAUAAUUAUUUGAUUAACAAACUUAAGAAAUAGCAGAUCUAAAACGAUAAAAUGAAGAGGAUAAAUAAAAGAUUAUAAAGACUUUAGAAGAUAAAAGUAUAAUAUUUUAAUAGUUUAAUAGAGUGCAAUGAAAUCGCUGAAAUAAAUAAAAAAAUGAAUUAGAAGGAAUUAGAAUUAAAAUUAGUUUAAAAAUAACUUGAUUAAAUUAAUCAAGAUAAGUUAGAAAAAGAAAGCAUCUAAAAAUUAGAAUUAAUAAAAGUAAUUAUUAUAUUCAUUAAAAUAAUGAUAGAUGUAUGAAUAUAGUGGAUAAUUAAUAUUUUCAAAUACAUGGAAGGGUGGAAAUUGUUAAGUAAGUGAAGGUGGAAAAGUUUUUGAAAAUAAUAACAAUGUAAAUUAGUAUUGUCUUUGCGAAUAAGUAAUUCCAAAUACUGGGAAAAUAUUAUUUGCUUUCUAAAUGCUUAGUGGAUCUAACUUUCUGGUUGGAAUUGGAUUUAAAGAUAUAAUAUCCAAAAAUAAUUAUUGUUCUGCAGGAGUUGGUUAUGGGUAUUAAUCCAAUAAAUUAUUAAUAGAUCAUAUUUGAUUUCAUUUGAUGGAAAUAUAUACUCUCAUCAUAAUAAUAAUAUAAAUAGUAAAAAAUUAUCAUUUACUUUUACCACUAAUGAUAUCAUAAUAGUUGAAGUAAAUAUUGAGCAUAAAUACAUAAAAUGGAUAAAAUAAAAUAAUCAAUAAUAAGCAAUAACAAUAACAGUAAAUAUCAAAUCUAUUAUUACUAGUAACAAAUUGAUACAUCACUGACAUAAGAAUUAUAUCCAUGUGUGAAUGCAUGGAACAAUUCCAAAAUUAAAAUACUUGAUAAAAUUCCCAAUUUGAAUUGA
Molecule: messenger RNA, 2472 nt
Organism: Paramecium octaurelia
Lineage: Eukaryota; Ciliophora; Oligohymenophorea; Peniculida; Parameciidae
Source: the annotation of a GenBank genome assembly